CAUACAGGUACUUACCGGAACCCUCCACUGGCACCACGUCCGAGUCGCGAAUUCGGCCCAGUUUGUUUUACGUGCUCUGAGGACAUUCAAGUCCCUUUACAUCUGUCCAGCACGCGCAAGACGGCAGCAGCAAAUUUUCACUGAGGCAGGAACAUUGCUGGCAGUUAUACACACAGAGUACCUCUAAUACCUGUGCACAUACCCGUCGGGAUGAUUCGUUUUACUCGCGGUGCCAUCAACGCUAGACUGUAUGGCAAGAGAACACCGCAUGCUCGUCUUCUCCCAUCUUUGACACAGUCACCCAGCUUGAAAUUCGAGCGUCAAGCGCGUAUCGCCAGUCCUGUCAGUCGGAAUUUCUCUCUAUGGCCUUCAUUUUCAUCGAAGAAUCCAACACCGCCACCACCUGAACCUCCUGCUGCCGACGUAGCCGAUGCUAACAUCCCUACGGAAGAGGUCCUCCCCUCAACGCCUUCGGAAAUAUUUGCUUUCCCAGAGACAAUUCCUUCCGACAUUGUCGAAACUACCACUGCAGUUAUCGCUCCUCUCCAGCCCGGUGAUUUGGCAUCCAUGGGCCUUGCAGCGUAUACCCCCGUCGGCGCGUACCAGUCCUUCCUGGAAUAUCUAAACUACACCACCGGCCUUCCAUGGCUCUGGACAAUCGUCGCAGGAGCAGCUAUAAUGCGAACGCUUGUUAUACCCUUCACCAUUGGCUCGAUGAAGCAGACUGCACUGAUGCCCCUCGUGAACAAGGAAGUCAUGCCUCUCCGCGACGAGAUGCAGCUUGCCGCUGCCAGUGGAGACCGUCAACGCCAGAUGCAAGUCUACCAGGCGAUGCGAGAUGUGCAAAAAAAGCAUGGUAUCAGCUUGGGGAAAACCUUCUCUGGUAUUUUCUCCCAGAUGCUCGUUUCGAUUAGCGCGUUCCUGGGGGUGAAUGGGAUGUGCAAGUUGCCUGUACCUCAACUGACGCAGAGUGGAGUGUCAUGGGUCACGGAUCUGACAGCGCUACCUCCAACUGAACUGUCUGUCGCGUUUGCUUCCACAGUUCUCCUUCAAACCCUGCUCGCCUCCCGAGAGCAAGAUCCUAACGACCCUAGAGCUAUAACGAUGAAAAUAUUCACCGCAAUCGCGCCAGUUCUUUCAUACUGGGGCAUAACCCAUUUCGAGAUUUCAGCGGGCACUGUUGUCUCCAUGUUCGCUUUUUCUUUCGUCCAUAUCACCCAGACAGUUAUUUUACAAAUAGCGCCUAUCCGUGCACUAGUUGGUCUCCCUCCUCUACCAAGCCGGACGAAACCCAAAAUUCUGGAGGAAAUUCCCGUCGCUCCCCGAAAAGUACAGACACCUUUGAAAAGCAGGCAUUAAUUAGAACCUCUAAUAAUGAUUGGACGUCCAUGAACCCCCCUCAUUCCGCUAUCAUUGAUUGCGUGUAUGUUGUGAACCUCACUUGGACAAUGGAAUGCCUUAGCUUCAUUUUAAGAGAACAAGAACAGAGGAUGCGUUAGCACGCGGCCCAAUUGAAACCGG
Molecule: messenger RNA, 1521 nt
Organism: Desarmillaria tabescens
Lineage: Eukaryota; Fungi; Basidiomycota; Agaricomycetes; Agaricales; Physalacriaceae
Product: 60Kd inner membrane protein-domain-containing protein
Exons: 7
Coding region: 211-1359 (382 amino acids)
Biological process (GO): protein insertion into mitochondrial inner membrane from matrix
Cellular component (GO): mitochondrial inner membrane
Molecular function (GO): membrane insertase activity
Source: RefSeq, a predicted model, not a curated record